This is a messenger RNA of Stylophora pistillata, 671 nucleotides long. RefSeq lists its product as uncharacterized. Gene Ontology annotation, molecular function: iron-sulfur cluster binding; catalytic activity. The record is from RefSeq and is a predicted model, not a curated record. Lineage: Eukaryota; Metazoa; Cnidaria; Anthozoa; Scleractinia; Pocilloporidae.
AGUUACGUUCCCUUGCUGUACGUAAAGCAGAGCGAAGGAAAAACUUCACACGUCGCAUUUGCUGCUUACCUAAGCGAACGUUUUAAGAUGCGUCACUUUAACACGGUCUCAUCACGAUCCUUGGGACAUGUAAGAAGAUGGGUCACUCGCAGAUUGUUAUCAACACUGAACACUAAGGGAGAGAUCAAGAACGAUUCAAAAUGUGAUCAAGUUAGCAGCUUUAAUGUUCCAAACCCGUACAUUCCAAAUUUCGCAGGUGAAUAUAUCAAACCGCUGCAAUGGAAAAUGUACACUAAAAGUCACAUUCCAGCCAUAUUGAACACGUACUGGCCUCGAGGAGCACAGUCCGUGGACCCUCUGCCAUACCUAGCAGCGGCAUCCAUUCUGCCAAUGCGUACAAACAAUUACGUGGUAACUCAGCUAAUCGACUGGUCUGCCGUACCGGAUGACCCUAUGUUUCAGCUCACCUUUCCACAACCAGGUCAGCAUCGAGAAUUUAGCGCUGGUAGUGUUGUCAGCAAUAAAACAAUUUUAGUUUAAGCCAUCGUCGCGUCAAGCCAAGUUAAUCGUGGUGAGAUUGAUUUGGUCUUGAGCAAGACUCGCAAGCGUAUUUCAACAUAAAGGGGGUACGUUUCUAAAGAAAUUCUGGUGUUACAUCGCUGGAGGGGUAU